AUGCCUCUAAGCUACGACUAUGAUGAAUCGUCGGAGACGUGGCCAUUCUUUCUUUUAACGCUAUUAUGCGUUGUAUUAAUUCCGCUAACAAUCGCUCAAUUGUACGCGUUGCUCAAGAGCGAAAACUCAGAGAAGGCAACAAGACAGAAGUCUCCACUGGAUGAACUCGAUGAAAGGUACACUUCUGCCAAGAUGAUUGAUUUCCAGAAGAAAUUCAGCAACAAAAGGUCGAAACUUACGAGCAAAAGGACCAUAUUCGUCGUGGUUGGCUGGGCCAUUGUGGCGCUUCUCGUUAACAAGAUCGGUGGUAACGAAGCGAUCAAAGAGGCUGCUUCCUCCCUUUUUGAUCCUUAUGAGCUUCUGGGCAUUGCCACUAGUGCUACAGAGAAAGAAGUCAAAUCGGCUUACCGUAAGCUAUCUGUAAAAUUUCACCCAGAUAAACUAUCAAAAGAUUUGACUGAACAGCAAAGACUCGAUAUGGAAGAACAAUAUGUGCUUAUCACUAAGGCGUACAAAGCGUUGACAGAUGAGCUGACUAGAGAAAACUUUUUGCGAUAUGGCCACCCAGAUGGUCCUCAAGCUACUUCUCACGGCAUUGCGCUUCCUAAAUUUUUGGUUAACAGCAGUGGAUCUCCAUUGGUAAUAAUUAGUUAUAUCGCAAUGUUAGGGUUUAUCCUGCCAUUUUUUGUCAGUAGAUGGUGGUCAAGAACUCAAUCUUUCACCAAAAAAGGUAUUCAUGUUAAGUCUGCUUCUUAUUUUGCUGAUAGACUGUUCAACUUUAAGCCUUCCCAAGUGGUUACUGUCGACAUGAUUAUAAAGUGGCUAUCUCAUGCUGAGGAAUUUAAGAUCUUCUAUCCUAAUUUGACGCCAAGCGUAUUCGAAAGCUUAUUACACGACCACUUGAAUAGAAGUUCGAGCAGUGAUUUGGAAGAUGUCAAACUUAGAAUUGUCGCUAAGACACACUCACUAUUGUUUGGUUUAUUGGAUAUUGCCACUUCUUUCAGGAACCUGGAGAUAACCAAUGUUACUUUGGACACUUUCAAAUCAAUUGUACAAGCCACACCAAGCGGUCCAUACUCUCAAAUCUUACAAUUACCUAACGUCAAUCAGAAAGCUUUUCUGGAAGGUGCCGUGGAUGAUAUUCGCACCUUAGGAAAGCUUUUCACGUUUGAUGAUAAGAAAAUAGGCAAAAUCCUUGGUAUUGAUGAUGAAGGCAAAUUAAAAGAUACCUUAACAGUAGCAUCUCAAAUUCCUCAUUUGAAGAUUGUAAGGGCUGAAUUCAAAGUGCCGGGUGAACCCGUUGUAACACCUUCCUCGACCCCUCACAUUGUACUAAAGGUUAUGGUAAGAUCAGCAAGACACAAGUUUUUCACUCCGAAUAAGAUACCUGAUGAAAUGUGUAGUGAACCUCAGGAUUUUGAUUCUUUGAGAGAUCCUUUUGCAUCGACUUUGGAACAACCCGUGAUUCCUGAAACUUUCGCCCCAUACUUUCCUGUUAAACGCACUGGCUCAUGGUGCUGUAUAGUUGUCUUGCAAAAGGACGGAAAGGUGAUUCAAACACCGAUGAUCACUAACAGAUUGUCUUUUGUUAAUUUAUCGAAGGAUUUUGAUAAGCGAAAAGUCAAAGAUGUCGAUUCAGAAUUUGAUCCUAAAGAGUGGGAAGUUGGCACAAUCAAGAUCCCAUUUAGUCAACCUGCUCCUCCACAAAAAGGUGAUUACUUUUUUAGAGUCAUAGUUAAAAAUACUGACUACUUUGGAGCUGAUCUAGAUAUAACCAUGCCAAUGUCCGUACGUGAUCCUCCUCAUAUAGAAACUCUAGAAAACGAAUAUGGUGAUAUCAAUAGUGAGGAUGAGGAAGACACAGAAUUUGAAGAAGAUAGCAACGAUGAACUUGAUGAUGAUGAUAGCGAUUACACAGAUAUCGAUACUGACACUGAUGUUGACGAGGAAGAUGAGAAACAGUAA
This is a messenger RNA of Lachancea fermentati, 1965 nucleotides long. The record is from the annotation of a GenBank genome assembly. NCBI's taxonomy places the organism in Eukaryota, Fungi, Ascomycota, Saccharomycetes, Saccharomycetales, Saccharomycetaceae.